Pseudomassariella vexata is the source of this 1131-nucleotide messenger RNA. Its product is annotated as WD40-repeat-containing domain protein. The record is from RefSeq and is a predicted model, not a curated record. The annotation marks the transcript as partial. Gene Ontology annotation, biological process: negative regulation of transcription by RNA polymerase II. Gene Ontology annotation, molecular function: protein binding. The transcript has 2 exons. Gene Ontology annotation, cellular component: nucleus; transcription repressor complex. Lineage: Eukaryota; Fungi; Ascomycota; Sordariomycetes; Amphisphaeriales; Pseudomassariaceae.
CAGAGGCAAGCUGCAAAGGCUGGCAAUCAGAAUGGCAACCCCAUCACGUUGAAGACCAAGCCACUCGCUGCUAUACUCGACCCCAACUCAACGUCUUCUCUGCUCGUGGCAGAAUCCUCCGGCUCAGUUCGGAGGGUGAACAUUGAGACUGGAGAGGCCAAGACGGUGUAUCGAGGCCCCUCUGCGCCAGUAACUUGCGUGGCAGUUGGCGGUCCUGGCAUGCAGACGAUAUUUGCAGGAUCUUGGGACAAAGACAUAUGGACCUGGGAUGUUUCCUCAAAAGCGCCCGGGCGCAAGUUCAGUGGCCACUCCGAUUUUGUCAAGGCCAUCGUCUACACCAAGCUCGGCGGAAAAGACAUCCUCAUUAGUGGUGGUGCGGAUAAAAAGAUAAUGGUCUGGGACAUAGCCACUGGUUCUCGCCUCCAUGUGCUUCAAGAUCAGACAGUAUCCAUGAUGGCCGUGCAACACCUCGUCGUUGACCCCGUUCAGCCUGGGGCCGACGAAAUCAUCCUAGUCAGCGCAAGCAGUGAUCCGCAUAUCCGGCGGUGGCGCAUUCGUCUUGACUCUGUCGAGCAAGUUACAGAGACGUCGCCAGAAGAGCCAGGAGUGGCACGUCAUGCGAUUUUGGAGCACGAGACCACAGUGUACCGGCUCAUGUUCGAUGUAGAAGGUGACGAACUUGAUCUCUGGACAGCUAGUGGUGACGGGACAGCCAAGUGCUUGUCGCGGGUCAAGGCUUUUGCCGUGGAUGAAAGGAUUGAUCAUGGUGACCAUGUCCGAGCUGUGGCACUCACCGAUCAAUGGGCCAUCACUGCUGGAAGAGAUGAAGACAUCAAGAUCUGGGAUCGCGCGUCUGGAGAGCUAUACUGCACCCUCGAGGGACACUAUGACGAAGUCACUGAUCUGGUCAUAAUGAAGGGCUCUACAGGUGCCGACAACUUGCUUGUAUCGGUGUCACUCGAUGGAACUGUCAGAAGCUGGCCACUGAAGAAAAGCGAUCUUGACAUAAUUGUUCAAGAACAAUUAGAAAAGGCUAAGGGUGUUGAAAAGGAGAUAUCAGGGGUAGAUGCUCAGGGUUUGGUGACGGCCGAAGAAGAAGCAGAGCUUGCUGCGUUAAUGGACGAAGUUUAG